AUCAUAGUUGGGGAAAGAUUUACAGUAAAUGUAGGCCUACUCUCUUUGCUGGCAUUUUAUCAGAAGUGAGCAUAAGAAAUGGUUAUGCUCGCGGUUCCGACCCAGAACACAGACAACCACACGAGACUCAAAAUGUAAAAGGUGUUUUAAUGAACAGUAUGAACUUAGAGGGAACAAUGAAGGCAGAGUCCGUGCAGGAUAGCUCCAGGCUGGACCGAAGCUCGAGGCGGGCAGGCAACGGAGAAUCCAGGACAGGACCGAGACUCGAGGCAGGCAGGCAGAGGAGAGUCCACUCUGACUCACGGAGGAAUCCAAGCAUGGAGGACAGAGCGGCAUGGAGCUGGCAGCACAGCAGGGAACAGCAGAGAAGGAAGGAGAUCUAGAGCGGAAUUUAAACAGAGGAACACUAGGAACAACAAUUAAACUAGGAACGAGCAAAGAUCCCUGGGCCAAGUUACCACACAGGUAGUGGCGCCGAUGAGGUGAUCAGCCCGGGUAUGUAGCCUACUGCUGAGGUGAAUCACGGAAUGCGCUGCAGCUAUGCAGGUAGCUGUGCAGGAAUGAACGGGCACACCCCUUGACCUACUUCCUCGAAGCCACGCCUCUUGCCACUUAGGUAGAGGCAAAACAAACACACAGGAACUCGGUUAGAAAGGCUGCCCCAUGACAGAAAUCUACUUAGAAAUAUAGGAAGUAUUGGAUAGAAUAGAGUACAAUGUAAUUCUGCUAAAUAAAACAUCACAUGACCCAUACAUUCACAGAUGCUUUUUUUUUUAACUUUAUUUCAAAAGACAAUUAACAGAAAUUCAAUCAUCGCAGUAUGUGAACAGUAUUCCCACUGAAAAUAAAGAACAGGAUAACAAUAGUUGGAAUGCUGUUGAACAGCAUUCCCACUAAUAAAUAAAGAAAAUGGCCGACAUGAAUAACAAUAGUUGGAAUGCUCUAGAACAGCAUAAACAACCUCGUAUCCCAUAGCAACAAUAGAAUCAAAGAUAGCACGGAAUAGAAUCGAUAACCAUUUGGAUUGAAAACAUAAGAAUACAUGUUGUUGUUGUCAUAACGACCCUUGUAAUGUUGAGAAUCUAUGGAUACUGGAACCCAUUUCUGACACAAAUUCACUCAGACAAGCAGCAGUUUGUAUCAGAGAGAGAUUUGACUGUGACAAUCCAAAAGUGCUCAUUGCUACAGGAGAAAAGACAACUGGUCCAGCAGAAUACAACGUUGGACAACAUGGAAUUCAACCCCAGAGAGAUUGAACCGCAGAUGAAUUUCUAUCUGAGUUCACUUGAAGAACAAGUGCGGUAUGAGCUGAAGGACAGCGAGGCGAGGCUCACCCAGAGUCAAUCUGAGGGAAGAGUUCACCUGAUCGUCAGAGAGGACUUGCUGGCCGAUGUCCUCGAUCAGCUCCAACAGCAGAGAGAGGGCAGCAGUUGGAGGCGUGAGAAAGAGCUGAUGCAGAGGGAGGUGAGUGACUUAAAAGUUCAGCUGGCUGAACGUGUCCCCUCCCCCCCCAGGGAAUCAGAGGUUCUGAAAUCCCAGCUGGGGAAAAUCAGCAACAGACUCAGAAAAGCCCAGAAAGAUCUGGAACUUCAGUACUUCAUUAGUGAAGACCUGAAGGUGGAAUUGGAGAAGACGAAGGGAGAGAAGGAGGCCCUUAACACUAACGUGGAGACCCUGAAGACAGAACUUGGAAAAGAGAGACAGAUGCUUGCGGUUGGUAAGACCACCAAUGUGAUGUUGGAGAGCAAUCUGGAGAGUGAGAGGGCUCGAGCUCAGGAGCUGAAGGACAAUCUGAGCAAGAUGGAGGAAGCUCUCCAAAAACAAGAGGAGGCGACAAAGGAGGUACUGGAAAGAUCCCAGGCUUCCCACAGAGCCCAGCUGGAUGAGGCUCUGCAGAGUGCCUCAUCCCAGCUGGGAAAAAUCUCCAACAGGCUGCGAAAAGCCCUGAAAGACCUCGACCUUCAGUACUUCAUGACUGAAGACCUGAGGGUCGACUUGGAGAAGACGAAGGGAGAGAAGGAGGCACUUCAAAUUAAUGUGGAGACUCUGAGGACGGAACUUUGUCAGGAAAGACAGAUGCUCGCGGUAAGUAGGACCAACGUGGAGUUAGAGUUGGAGAGCUAUCUGGUGAUGGAGAGGGCUCGAGCUCACGAGCUGAAGGAGAAACUGAGCGAGAUGGAGGAAGCUCUCCAAAAGCAGGACGAGGGAAAGACAAUUCUGGAAAGAUCCCAGGCUUCCCUUAGAGCCCAGCUGGAGAUGCAGGAAAAAGACAGCAAGGACCUCAUGGCUGCUCUGAAGGAGGCUGAGCAGCAGCUGGAGAGUCAGCUCCAGGAGUGGAAGGAGGACAAGUCAUCCCUCCUUCAGGCCUCAGAGAGACUGAAGCUGAGUCAACAGGAAAAGGAGCAGGAGUGGGAGAGGACGGAGAGCACCCUGAGGUCCCAGCUGGAAGAUCUGGAGAGCCAGAUCAUGGAAAAGCCAAAGAAGAAGAAGAGGAAGUGGUACAAAAGGCUUCUCCCUGGCAGAGGAUAAGUAAAUGCAUUUUUGCUUGUACAGUGUCUGUCUGUCUGUCUGUCUGUCUGUCUGUCUGUCUGUCUGUGUUUAUGUGUCUGUCUG
Perca flavescens (yellow perch) is the source of this 2613-nucleotide messenger RNA. RefSeq lists its product as uncharacterized. Lineage: Eukaryota; Metazoa; Chordata; Actinopteri; Perciformes; Percidae. Bases 1072 to 2529 code for a protein of 485 amino acids. The record is from RefSeq and is a predicted model, not a curated record. The transcript has a single exon.